This is a messenger RNA of Annulohypoxylon maeteangense, 2314 nucleotides long. RefSeq names its product Metallo-dependent phosphatase. The transcript has 5 exons. Gene Ontology annotation, biological process: nucleotide catabolic process. The record is from RefSeq and is a predicted model, not a curated record. Gene Ontology annotation, molecular function: hydrolase activity. Lineage: Eukaryota; Fungi; Ascomycota; Sordariomycetes; Xylariales; Hypoxylaceae. The coding region runs from base 98 to 2047 and encodes 649 amino acids.
CCUCAACCCUCCAUAUUCACCUACCAUCCUUCCUUACUCUUGUUGGAGACAGAUCUCUUAUUAUUUCUUACAUUAGUACCUUUACCUACCGAUCAUCAUGCCUGACAGGAAGACGGAAGUUCCUCCCGAUGAAUCUAUAACCUACAGUUCGGGAAUGCGCAGCGGACCGCCGGAUUUAAGAAUCGUGCAUUACAAUGACGUCUAUCACGUUGACCAGUCAAGUAGCGAACCGGUAGGAGGCGCCUCGCGAUUCAUGACGCUCAUAAAGUACUAUGAGGAGGAUGAGAUAUUCAAGGGUCAAUCGAACCUGGUGACUUUAUUCUCCGGAGACGCCUUUAACCCUAGCCUGGAGAGCUCUGUCACUAAAGGUGAUCACAUGGUACCACUAUUGAACAACAUAGGGACGGAUGCCGCUGCUUUAGGAAAUCACGAUCUUGAUUUUGGAGUCCGCCAAUUCAAACAUUUAUCCUCCAAGUGCAAAUUCCCGUGGCUCAUCGCUAAUGUAUUGGAUCCUGCGUUGGGAGAUUCGGUUCCUAUUGGAAAUUGUAAGAAGACACACUUCAUCACCACCUCUAACGGUAUCAAGAUCGGCUUGAUAGGGCUUGGUGAACGUGAAUGGCUUGCUACCAUUAAUAGUUUGCCACCGGAUCUCAUUUACAAGUCUGCCACCCAGACUGCGAAAGAGCUUGUCCCACAACUACGAGCUGAAGGAGCAGAUAUUGUCAUCGCGUUAACUCACAUGCGGGAACCGAACGACAAUAAGCUAGCCGAGCAAACCGAUGGCAUUAUUGAUAUCAUCCUCGGUGGUCAUGACCAUUACUAUAGUCACAGCGUCAUCAAAGGGACACAUGUCUUGCGUUCCGGUACAGACUUCAAGCAGUUGAGUUACCUCGAAGCCAGGCGGAGGACAGAUAAAUCGGGCAGAUGGGAUGUUGAUAUCAUACGACGGGAUACCACGUCCGCCAUUCCAGAACACGGAUCUACCGUUGAACUGGUUGAAAAGCUGACUGCUAGCCUAAAAACAACUCUUCAAAAGCCCGUCGGUUUUACCGCCGCACCCCUCGACGCGAGGUUUCGGACCGUUCGACUCAGAGAAAGCAAUAUCGCGAAUUGGGUGUGUGAUAUCAUGAGGCACUACUAUUCUGGAGACUGUAGCAUGAUGGCAUCGGGUACUGUUCGGGGUGAUCAGAUCUAUCCUCCGGGUCCCGUGUUGCUGAAGGAUAUUAUGAAUUGUUUCCCGUUUGAAGAUCCCGUGGUGGUGAUCAAAGUCACCGGCCAAGCUAUCUGGGAUGCGUUAGAGAAUGGCCUAUCUCAGUACCCGGCUCUCGAGGGACGCUUCCCUCAGGUGUCAAAUAUUGCUUUCAAGUUUGAUGGCCAAAAGCCUAGCGGAUCGCGCAUAGUUUCAGCAACGAUUGGCGGUGAUCCAAUAGAUAUGACUAGGAAAUACGUUCUCGUGACGCGAGGUUAUAUGGCCCGCGGAAAAGACGGCUACGAUAGCCUCCUAAUAGAAGAGGAAGGUGGUCAGGCGGAAGAAAUUGUGUCCGAGGAGAACGGAAUAUUGAUCUCUAUGAUGCUUCGCCAAUACUUCAUGUCUCUCCGUGUGAUGGGGCAAUGGAAAUAUUGGGGUAAUAAUAUGGGCCGACAUUGGAACCAUGUUACAAGCAAGGUCAAUGAGACUCAUACUCACCACGACCCUUCGACGAGCCCCGCAAGUCCGAGUACGCGAAGAGAGGCUUCGGGUUGGGAUAAUUGGACCCCGCAAAAGAUUCGGGAGCGGAAGUCGUCGAUCGUCCGUGCUGAUGAAUCCGAUGAUGAAGACAAUGACAAGAACUACGAUGCGAAGCAAGCAUUCAUUCCCGAGAUCGAAGUGAUCGACAAGGAGAUGCAGAUAAUGCGCAGAGUCUUUGCUAAGUGGGCGAGAAUCGCCCACGUAGAGAGCCGCCUUGGAGAGGAGCUAAAGGAUGGCGAGUUCCAAGUCGAUUGGACUAGGGCUAUCGCACCAAGGAUCGAGGGGCGUAUCAUCUGUGUUGGUGGUGAACAAAAAUAGGGAGUUAUUCUGCAACUUUUUAUCCAUGGAUGUAUGCGGAAUAUUAGGAAUAUUAUGAUGGAGAUGAUUGUUAUGAAGUUAUGAUCGUUGGGUAAGUAGAAGGGAAAGAUAGAAUUUCUGUAGAGCGGAUUUAUUUCAUUGCUAUGGUUUAACAUACGUAAUGAAAACCUACUAGGUAGGUACAAUACCUUAGGGCUACGUAGUACCUGCUAGGUAUGUGCACAUCUACUACCUAGAGAAGUACAUUUUUGUACACCAUAGCCGGUC